UUACUGCGGUUAUUACUAAUGUUCUUUAGUAAUUAAAUGUAAUUAUUUAACAAUAGUAUAACGGUAUUGUUACAAUCUUAUCAAAAUGAUAGUUAGUCUGUCAGAAUGUUACGUCGUGUAAUCUAUGGUCUAUCGUAGUGAUUGUGAAUGUGAUUCAGGAAUCUGUCAAAGUGCCAAGUUUUGAAACUUGUUACGUACCUUCAAAAUGAAAAGUUUUAAAAGUGUGUUGUAAAUAAAAGUUUCAUAUAUAAAGUAAAAAAAUGAAUUACCAAACUCUAUUUCUGUGUUCCUUGGUGGCAGUAUUUUUAUUUAAGGAAGCAAGCUGUUUAAACAAAAGAUGUAUAAAAUGCAGAUCGAGAGGUGAACUUGGCUCAUGUGGGGAUCCAUUUCCAUUCAAUGUAACAGAGCCGGAGGCAGAGAUGGGCAUUCAUGUUGUAGCUUGCCCAUCUGGCUGGUGCGGAAAGUCUUUUGAGGGCAACAUUGGUGCAUUUAAGAAUGAUGAUUAUGGUGCGGCAACAGAAAGAAUGUGUCUCCAACGUCCGCCAAGCGACUAUGAGGAGAGAUGUGCAUAUACAAUGUGGAGUCACAGAAAAGUUUACAUGUGUUUUUGUAAUGGUGAUCUCUGUAAUUCAUCCUACAAGAUUACAGCUAUUCCUUCAAUAAUUUUACUUACAGUUUCUGUGCUGUUUUAUAAUUUUUUUUACUCGUAAGUGAUGUAAAGAUGUAUUUUUUUAUUGUGAUAUUUAUAAUGUAUUUGAAUCUCUAUGUUCAGUCAUCUUGGCAUCUAGAAACAUUUUGUAUAGACCGUUACAGCCUUACAAAUAAAUGUGGUAAAAGUUAAUAUUUGUUCUAAUAUUUGCUUAUUCUUAGUUUAUUCCCAAGUUUCACUUUAUACUGCAUUACUAAGGCUGUAAAUGUUCUUUGAUACUGUCUGAAAUUUUUUUUUGAAUUGAUUUUCUUUUAAUUUUGUUUAUUUUAUAUGA
Messenger RNA from Papilio polytes (common Mormon), 983 nucleotides. RefSeq lists its product as uncharacterized. Bases 261 to 710 code for a protein of 149 amino acids. NCBI's taxonomy places the organism in Eukaryota, Metazoa, Arthropoda, Insecta, Lepidoptera, Papilionidae. The record is from RefSeq and is a predicted model, not a curated record. Gene Ontology annotation, biological process: sleep; positive regulation of voltage-gated potassium channel activity; regulation of synaptic transmission, cholinergic. The transcript is spliced from 3 exons.